Messenger RNA from Cydia strobilella, 1426 nucleotides. RefSeq lists its product as uncharacterized. The coding region runs from base 6 to 1250 and encodes 414 amino acids. The record is from RefSeq and is a predicted model, not a curated record. Lineage: Eukaryota; Metazoa; Arthropoda; Insecta; Lepidoptera; Tortricidae. The transcript has 7 exons.
UUAAGAUGUCAUCCAAGCGCGUAGAGGACAGGCAUAAGAAAUCGCUGGACAAGAUCCUCUCACACAGCGGUCUGGUCUGCACAAGGUCGCCACCGCCGUCUGCCGAGGCUUCGGCAGAGACUCUAGUGACGGAAGAAGCUGCUUACACUGAAGAAGAAGAAGAAAGCAGCAUAGAAGUCACAUCACCCGAAGAAUCACCAAAAUAUGUCCUCGAAGAAUCUUACGAAGAGGAGAGCACUAUCUUCCCCUCUCCUUCUCUCCGCCGACUGCUGCCUGAUAAACUACGAAAGAUCGAGGAACAUAACAGAAUUCACGUAUUGCCGAAAGAGUUUAAGACUAAUAUAGACCCGACGUUGAUACCUAAGAUUGUCCCACAAGUGAGGUAUAUAGAUAUAAUAGCAAGUUUGGUGGGCUGCACGCAGUAUAAGACCAGUUUGGCCGAGUUCUGGUUUUUGGACACGUUGGCCAACUUGCUGAGGAGGGCGCAGGAGGAUCUGCUUCCUAGAACUACUCAAGCGGUCGUGAUGCUGUGGUUCUGCGAGUGGAUGAAGGAGAUUCAGAACUUCGACGCUGCGAACCGGAAACGUAUGCUGAGACGAUUCAAGGACAACAUGCUCUCAGCAGCCCGUUUUAUCUCUGAAGUCCCCCGCCUUCCCACGCCCGCGGAGGCCGGGGUCCACUACAAAGCGCUAGAGGAAGACGCAGAGGCACACUCUAAGGAUGCACGCUCGAAGAAACAUCAAGUUGUUGAGGAUAUACAUCUGGUGACGUUUGAGGGAUGCGCGUAUGAGUGCGCCAUGAGGGAUCUGGUUAUAAUCAUGCAUUAUAUCUUUGAUUUAUUCAGUACCGACUACCAAUUCGACCUAGUCCGUUCCAUUUUCACCUUCACCCCCGAAUACAAUCUCAUCGACCUGCCCCACACUCUGCAGAACCCGAAGCGGCUGUUCCUACCCCUCAAGCCCAAGAAGGAGAAACCUAAGAAGGAGAAAGAGGCUAAAAAGGAUAAAGGGAAAAAGAAGGACGUGGACACGGAGGAGUAUUUGGCGUUGAUGGAGUUAAAAGCUCGAUCCGAGCGCGAGUUGGAAGAGCAAGAAGCCAAAGACGCAGAAGCCUGGAACAUGAGGAACAGCAUCCUUCCCCUCACCUUCGCGGGGACUGACGAGCUGUUCGACAAGUACUGGCCACCGCCGACCCCCGAGCCCGAGCCGGAGCCCGAGCCCAAACCAGAAAAGGGGAAGAAGAAGAAAUAAAAAUAGAUAUUGCUUUCCCUCUUUUUUCUCUGUGCUUACUCCCUCUUUUCCUUCAACUGUUCAUACAGUUCCCAUCAGAUAGGUAUAUUGGAGCGGUCAAUAUGUUCGAAAAUAUCCAGCUGUUCAACAAGUUACUGGUGCCAAUGCCCCCGGAGCCCGAGUCCUAGCCAGAAAAG